AUGGUCGCCAGUUGCGAUAACUACGGUACGGUGAACGGCUCCUCCUGCGACUGUCCCACUGGUUUCGGCGGCGCGACAUGCUCCCAGCCGGGUUGCGGAGGUACCAUCUUUCAGGGUUCUGAUCGUUCUUUGGCUCCUCUUUUUGGAGGCUAUGCAAAUUUGACUGGUUGCUCCUGCGAGGGGGGUUGGGCCGGGACAGGCUGCAAUGUGUGUCAGACGUCGGUAGCUUGCCAGUCUGCGUACACCAGCUCGGGCAACCCUCCGAGCGGCCUGUCCUCUGCCGGGCUCACCAGUGGUGAAAAUAAUACCCUCACAUGCAACAUAAACCCGCGCGUGUAUGCGUCGGGGCAGAUGAGUUGCGAGGUAAUGAAUCCUACUUUGCAAGCUAUAUACCCCCUGUCCUCGACACUUAACAUCAUGCGCACCCUCAAUCCCUCACUAACGCCGCUGCCCAACAUCACGGGCUCUGGCUCCUCAGGUUCAGUCUACGCGCAGCUAUACUACAGCGGUGUCGAGCAGUUCUACUGCACGGCGGACUCGUGCGAGCAGCAUGCGGGUAACACGACGGAUGGAAGCUCCAACUGGACGUGUCAGAACCUCCGGUGCACAUGCGUCCCUGGGACGAGCUUCUGCGGCGCGGUCCAGAUUAGCAACCUUACCUCCAUUAUUGACAGUCUUUCCGGCACGCUGGUGAUCUCGUGCGACGCUCCAUCAGCGGGGAACCACACGGCCAAUUGUGCAUUCCAGCAAGCGACUAUUCAAUCCGUCUUUGGCUCGUCCGGUCUGACGCUCAGCGGGUGCCAGUUUGGCGAGUGCGUGAGCCAGAGCGUCAUCGACACCGUGUCCUCCAACGCUACGAGCACUACUAACAAUGACAGCGGCGGCAAAUCGCUCAGUGGGGGCGUCAUCGCUGGGCUUGCUGUUGUGGGUGGUUUUAUUGCCCUCGCACUCCUGGUCCUGGCAUACGGAUGCUUCAGCCAGCGGCGUGCCCGCAAAACGGGUCCUGGCUCUGCUGGUAGAAGCGGCGGGGUUGCAGUCGAUUGGGCCGAUAUCAGCUACUUCGUGUCUAAUCCCGACAAGGGGAUGGGGGGAUGGUUAAAAGACCCGUUGAGCAGACACGCUCGACGCGACAUGAACGACCAACGUGUAAUCCUCGACAAUGUCAGUGGCCGUGUCUCUCCAGGGGAGAUGAUGGCGAUCAUGGGGCCUAGUGGUGCCGGCAAGACGACGCUUAUCGAAAUUUUAACGGGAAAGAGCAAAUCUGGGCAUACUACCGGUUCAGUUUCGUUUCUGCCGUAUUCGGCUCACCGGGGUUCUUCAAACGAAGCUCCACGUGUUGGCUUCGUCCCACAGCAAGACAUCUUGCCACACACGCUCAGCGUACGAGAGGCGCUUCUUUUCGCGGCAGAGCUCCGCCUCCCGGAGAGCAUACCACAUGCCGAGAAGCUCGCGCGUGUAGACGCUGUUAUUGACCAGCUUGGUUUGUCUCACAUCCGGGACAUGCACAUCGGCGACGGCGAGAAGCGCGGCAUCAGUGGGGGUGAGAUGCGCCGAGUCAGCAUCGGUCUGGAGCUUGUUGCCCGUCCCGACAUCCUCAUCCUUGAUGAGCCUACGAGCGGACUGGACUCAGUAUCAGCUAAGAAGGUUACAGAGGUGCUCGCCGCACUUGCGCACGACCCUCAAAAUCCAACCGCCGUGAUUGCGUCCAUUCAUCAGCCAAGCUCGCAGCUCUUCCAGACUUUUGACAGGAUCCUGCUCCUCGCUCAUGGCCGUGCUUUGUAUUACGGGAAGGGGGGCCUCGCGCCUGCUGAGCACUUCUCUGGCCAGGGAAUUCCGUACCCUAAUGGGUACAAUGUGGCGGACUAUCUUCUGGACGUAGCCAGUGAUCCUCCCCUUUCGCUCUUCCAAUCUGCGGGGAGCAGUGGUAGCGAGAAGACAAGCAGCAGGGAGCCUGUGGAUGUAGAGAAAAUCACGAGUAGAGAGAUAAUGUCGACUGUCGAAGCGGAAGAGAAAGGGCUGAAGCGCGCGAUGCGUACUUUCGUGGGUCCGAAGUAUGCAACCACGUUCUUGACGCAGCUCGAGGUUCUAUCAGGUAGGGAGUGGAAGAUCCUCAGGAGGGACAAAACGCUGUUCUUCACUCACGUUGCGGUCGCUUGUGUCUUGGGCGUUUUCUGUGGCGGCUUGUAUUACAAGACUGGUAUCACAAUUGCGGGCUUCCAGUCCCGAGUAGGGUGCCUGUUCUUCCUGGGCGCGCUCAUUGCCUUCUCGUCCUUGAGUGCUUUGUACAAUAUCGUUGAGAUACGACCGCUCUUUUUGCGAGAGCGAUCUGCGUCUUACUAUAGUCCCACUGCUUGGCUGCUAUCGCGUCUCAUAUUCGAUGUUGUACCUCUGCGCAUUCUUCCAACACUGAUAGUGGCAUCGAUCACAUAUUGGAUGGUUGGAUUCGCGCAUGACGCCGCUCACUUCUUUAAGUUUCUCUUCAUUCUUGUGUUAUAUACCCUGGCUAUGACGCUCUUCAAUUUCUUACUCGCCUGUCUUUUCCGGAAUGGCGGGAUAGCGAUUCUUCUCAGUGCCCUUCUGGCCUUAUACCAGAUGACUUACGCAGGGUUCUUUGUGCACCUCAACAGCAUUCCACCUGUGCUUCGAUGGCUGCAAUGGCUUUGUCCAUUAAAGUAUACCUUGGAAGCUCUCUCGGUGAACGAGGUCGGCUCUGGCCUCAAAAUUCAGGACACGCUGGAUGGUGUGCCUAUUGAUGUUUCAGCGAGCCUGAUUAUGGAGACUCUGUUCGGUUUUGGAGAGAAGAAUUACUAUCGCGAUGUGUUGGUCUUGUUCGCGUUCAUUGCCGGGUUCGGCUUGAUGGUUAUUGGUGCUGUUUGGAUCAGAUUCCGAGAAAGACGCUGAUAGACUGUAUAUUACGGACUUCUGUUGUAGCUUUAUACACCCCUAUAUCGAUUAUCGUAUCU
Messenger RNA from Postia placenta MAD-698-R-SB12, 2963 nucleotides. RefSeq lists its product as hypothetical. The record is from RefSeq and is a predicted model, not a curated record. Gene Ontology annotation, cellular component: membrane. Bases 1 to 2901 code for a protein of 966 amino acids. Gene Ontology annotation, molecular function: ATP binding; ATP hydrolysis activity; ABC-type transporter activity. The transcript has 11 exons. NCBI's taxonomy places the organism in Eukaryota, Fungi, Basidiomycota, Agaricomycetes, Polyporales, Adustoporiaceae.